AUGGUAAAAGGGCGUGAUGUAAGCAGCUACCGCAAUCGUCAUGGAAAGAUAUCACAAAAUGUAUUAGCAGCAUGUAACUCUGAUUUGGAGUUCAUAUACGUGCUCAGUGGAUGGGAAGGUUCAGCUCAUGAUUCAAAAGUGUUAAAUGAUGCUUUAUCAAGGAGGAAUGGAAUCAAGGUACCACAAGGUAAAUAUUUCUUAGUGGAUUGUGGAUUUCCAAAUCGACGUCAAUUUUUAGCUCCAUUUCGAGGUGUACGAUAUCAUCUCCAAGAUUUUGCUGGUCAAGGUCGUGACCCCGAAAACGCAACUGAGUUGUUCAAUCUUCGCCAUGCUUCCUUGAGGAAUGUAAUUGAGAGGAUAUUUGGGAUAUAUAAAUCAAGAUUCACAAUUUUCAAGUCAGCACCUCCAUUCCUAUAUAGGACUCAAGCAGAGCUUGUGUUAGCUUGUGCAGGACUACAUAAUUUUCUUCGUAGGGAAUGUCGUUAUGAUGAAUUUCCUAUUGAACUAGAGAACGAGUCUUCAUCAUCUUCACCAUUACCAGGUAAUGAAGGAGAUAAUGUGGAACAAGUUUUUGAAACUCAAGAACAACAACGAGAGAAUGCUAAUGAAUGGAGAGUUGUUUCCGGCUACUACAGUAGCGGAUGGAGGCUGAGGAGGGGCAGGGCUGAUAGAGGAAAGUGA
Messenger RNA from Prunus dulcis (almond), 681 nucleotides. Its product is annotated as protein ALP1-like. Bases 1 to 681 code for a protein of 226 amino acids. The record is from RefSeq and is a predicted model, not a curated record. NCBI's taxonomy places the organism in Eukaryota, Viridiplantae, Streptophyta, Magnoliopsida, Rosales, Rosaceae. The transcript has 3 exons.